CGGAAGCGCGCUGCUGGUUUUGAGGGUGCGAUCUGGUAAAGGAGGGGAGGUGUACCCAGAGCCUGGGGGCUGGCGGCUGCUGCCCGGCCGGGGGAAGCAGCAUGUCUUUCCAGGAGUGCUGGGAGGAGUGGGAGGCCCUGGACAAAGAUUAUCAGCUGUUACAGGAAACACACAAGCUGUACAAGCAGCAGUUGGAAGAGGUGAUCAAACUUCAAAACGCCUGCCUCAGUUCCAUCGAACGACAGAAGAAGAAAUACAGGGAACUCUCCAAAAGUCUUGAACGAUGUCAGUUGCCAGAAAGCGAAGAGCAGUGGAGAGACACUGGUUUCAUCCAGGAACUGAUGAAGGAAAGACAAAACAUCUUCUUUGAAAUGGAAGCUUUCCUCCCAAAAAAAAACGGGCUGUACUUGAGUCUGGUUCUGGGAAAUGUCAAUGUGACCCUGCUCAGCAAACAGGCCAAGUUUGCCUACAAGGACGAGUAUGAGAAAUUCAAGCUCUGUCUUACCAUCAUCCUCCUCCUCAUCUCCUUCAGCUGCAGAUUCUUGUUAAACUCCAGGGUGGUAGAUUCUGUGUUCAACUUCCUCUUGGUAUGGUACUACUGUACACUUACAAUUCGAGAGAGCAUCCUCAUCAACAAUGGAUCCAGGAUUAAAGGCUGGUGGGUAAUGCAUCAUUAUGUUUCAGCUUUCCUGUCUGGAGUUAUGCUGACCUGGCCAGAUUCAAAAAUGUAUCAGAUAUUUCGAAACCAAUUUCUUUCGUUUUCUAUGUAUCAGAGCUUUGUGCAGUUCCUACAGUAUUAUUAUCAGAGUGGCUGCCUGUACAGACUCCGAGCCCUGGGAGAGAGACAUAACAUGGACCUGACGGUAGAAGGCUUCCAAUCUUGGAUGUGGAGAGGUCUGACAUUUCUUCUUCCGUUCCUGUUCUUUGGCCAUUUCUGGCAGCUUUAUAAUGCAAUCACCUUGUUCAGACUAACCAACCACCCAGACUGUAAAGAAUGGCAGGUUUCUAUGUGUGGCCUCGCAUUUCUCGUCCUGUUCCUUGGAAAUUUUCUAACGACCGUUCGCGUCAUCUACCAAAAACAGAAACAGAGGGAGAAAAAUGUCAAUAAACAAUUGUGAAACACGA
Molecule: messenger RNA, 1125 nt
Organism: Chiloscyllium plagiosum (whitespotted bambooshark)
Lineage: Eukaryota; Metazoa; Chordata; Chondrichthyes; Orectolobiformes; Hemiscylliidae
Gene: tmem120aa
Product: transmembrane protein 120Aa
Biological process (GO): fat cell differentiation
Cellular component (GO): membrane
Source: RefSeq, a predicted model, not a curated record